UUUAAAACUGUAACAAUAUUUAGAAACUAGUCGGUGGCACGUGGAAAAUCCACGGGUUCGCUUGUUCUUUUUAUACCACAUUACGUGCGUCUCGCUACUUUCGGUACCAUUUUGCGUGGCAGGCGGACAGGCGUAUACAGGUAUUAUAAUAAAAAUUAAUUUAUUCAAACUUUUAUUUUUCCUACCUCCCAGUAAGGCUAAUUUUAAAGCACCCCAAAAAGGGUUACUUACAAAUUAUUUUAAUAUUUCCGCAAAAAUUCUAUUUGUUGUUUUCGAUUUUCAGUAUAAUCAACUUUUUUUUAUUUCCCUAUCGAAAACACAGUUGCAUUUUUUACGCUCCAUACACGAUUGAAAAAACUAUUUCUGUUUUAUCAUGCUGCGAAUACACAACAGUUGAUCCAUGUAAGAGAUUAAUCAACAAAAAUGGCGCACAUACAGUACAUGUUUUAAACGCUGAUAAUUCAACAACUUUUAUUUUUAAAUUCUUAAACCGAAAUAAAAAUUUAAAUUGAAUUAAAAAUUGAAAUAACAAACCAAAAAGAUUAAUUGUUAAAACCACACCCGGCAAAAAUAAAACACAAGUGCAAAAAUAAGUGUGGAAAAUAAAUAUAUCUAAAGAAUCCAGAAAAUAAUUCUCAAUUGAUUUUUUAGCAAGUUGAUCGCAAAUGUGUAAAUACUCUUCUCGUCUGAUUGGUGUGUAUUUUAUAUACUGUGAGAAACAAAAGAAAUUGAGCCGGUAGACACACUACAUGAAUAUGAUGGAAGACAUUGUUUUGCUUCACAUUUUUUUACUAUUUAUAUUAAUGAAUGCAACUGACGCAGAUAUAUUUCAAGAUUUUGCUCAAUCGUUAACUGAUAGCAAGCCAAAAGUCGAUCAAGGCUCAAUAGACGAGGAUAUCAAUGGAGCAGGUAUAUGUGGACUCAUGGCCGGCUGCAAAAUUUUAGGAGGCAAGACUGCAUGUUACGGUCCAAGUGGCACAAAUGUGUGCGCAAAAUGUCAACAAAUCGCUCCUGUCUCAAAACGAAAUAUAAUGAGAGCUGAUUUCUACAAUUUCGAUCUUGACGGACUCAAAAACUGUGGCAAAGAAUGUCCGGACAUUUUAUUUCUGGAUGAAAUGGUCAAGUAUAUGUAUUUAACAGGAGAGGCUGUGGCGAGGUUGCCACAAGGUGCGGUAUAUCAAUCACAGUACAAUAAAUCAUACGAAGUUCCCGACAUGCUUUAUCGCGAAUACUAUGUAUGCCAGUUCUGCGAUGAAAAGUGUUACAUGCUACUACGAACAGCGUGUCUGCGCGUGACCCUGUUACCACACGUGCGUCAAUGGUGUCUUCUUUCGCUUGGGUGGAUAAAAGACGACAUCAAAAAUUUGAAAGGGCCGGCGUCGUACAUUUUGUUCCUUGCAGCUAAAGUUAACGAUUACGAAGGCCAUUUGAAGCCAGUAGAUAAAAGAAUACAAUGCGUGAAAAGAGACGCUGAUGAUAGAAAUAACUAUGUUCAUGUGGACUGUCAGUGGCCUGAAUAUAAUUCUUUGGCUGAGAAUGAAGAACGAGCGAGUCUUGUCGCUGCAGCAGCUUCUUCUGUUCUUCUGGCAGGAAACUGGUUCAAUCAUGGUGGUUGGCGGAUUGCAGAGCCUUUUGAAGAGUUUGGGUUUGCCAUACAGCAUUCCCUUUGGCUAGCCAUUUUCGCCGGUAGGUUACGUAUCACUUUAAACCCGUUAAGAAGAGAAUUUCAAGAAGGCAAAUACGUAAUUGCAGGCACUCAGACGCUGUGUAGUGAAAAAGAUGUAAAAAUAGCUGAUAACUACGAAGGGUCAACUGGGACUGUGUAUGCGACCCUAUGCACGUUAUUUAAACAAAAGAAUAUCAACAAGAACUAUCGUUUCCAUCACCCAAAGAUGCGAUACCGGCCUGAAAUACAUGCUCCACAUGCACUAGGGUGUGUUGAGAGAACAGCCGGUAUGAUUUUUAUCCGACCUGGAGAUUGGAUUGCUUCCGAUUACCAGCAGUCAAUUUUAGGAACGUCAACUUUUCCUCUUGGUGCUCUAUUCUACGAUAAAAAGAAUUUGACAACAAUUGAGUUGGGUAGGUCUCGAACCGUGUUGUACCCACCCUCCAUAGCCGUGAGCCUCAAGAAUCAGGAUACAACCAUGUGCGAAAAAGCCGAAGGUAAUGGACCAAAUUUGAAUGGAAAGUUUGCUGAUGCUGGCUUGGCUAGCAUUGGUGGGAUAUGUAACUGGGUUCCUGUUUGGUAAAGCCAAAUAUUUUAACGUAAUGUUUUUAUUUUGCAUAUGAUGUAAAAUACGUUUUAAAAGCACGAUGAAAUAAUUAUAUACA
Messenger RNA from Hydractinia symbiolongicarpus, 2331 nucleotides. RefSeq lists its product as uncharacterized. Lineage: Eukaryota; Metazoa; Cnidaria; Hydrozoa; Anthoathecata; Hydractiniidae. The transcript has 2 exons. The record is from RefSeq and is a predicted model, not a curated record. The coding region runs from base 750 to 2249 and encodes 499 amino acids.